AUGAAGCUCCUCACAACAGCUACCAUUCUGCUCCCCCUCCUGACCCUCACAAUCGGCACACCUCUCACCAACACCGCCGUAAACCUCACCUCCAACCCCCUCGAACCCGCCGAUGGCUCUUGGAUCCACCUGUGCAAAUCGCACAAGUGCUCCGACAUCCACACGCCCUGCAUGACCCACUGCGGCAGGCCUGCUGCGCAACCCCGUACUACAACCGCGAGUGCCAUGCUCCGAAUACUUUCAGGCAGUGCUUCGAGUACUGCUGCUACUACAUGCGCGGCCGGGACCAGGAGUGCGGGAAGUGCUCUUGGGGAUGUCCUAAGUAGUGGGAUAGAGGGCUUCUCCACGUGCUGA
Aaosphaeria arxii CBS 175.79 is the source of this 354-nucleotide messenger RNA. RefSeq lists its product as uncharacterized. Bases 1 to 354 code for a protein of 117 amino acids. The transcript is spliced from 2 exons. NCBI's taxonomy places the organism in Eukaryota, Fungi, Ascomycota, Dothideomycetes, Pleosporales. The record is from RefSeq and is a predicted model, not a curated record.